AUGUCUAUUUACCUCUUAGGUUUCUUCUUCGCCAUGUUCUUAUGUAACUGUGUCCAUCUCCUCCUUCGUCCUAUCUCCCAGCCUCGUAUCAUUGCAGAAUCCAUUGUGGGAUUGCUACUUAGCAAUCUUGAAUUCGUUCGUUCAAGGUUCUUAAACGAUAGUGAAGUUCAACAGACAUUGAAUUACAUUGUGGAUGCUAUUAUGGUGUGUCACAUGUUUGUUGUUGGAUUAGAGAUUGAUCCAAAUAUAUUCCUCCAAUUAACUUUACCAGAGGCGAAAGUCGCGUAUUCAGGGGUACUUACAACUUUUGUUUUAGCAUGUCUGAUCACUCCACUUCUCAAUAUAUCUAAACAAUCAAAUGCUGUGUUCAGUUCAUGCCUCGCGAUUGUUCUAGCUGGAACAGAUUCACCUCUGUUAACUCGAUUGAUAACUGAUCUGAAGAUUGGUAAAUCAGACAUUGGUAGAUUUAUUGUUGAUGCGGGGAUACACUCUGAUGUUGUAUCGAUCUUGUUGAUUGCUAUUGGAUUUCUCAUAUUCGAUCCUGAUAAGAACUUUCAGAAUCGUAGUGUGAUAAUGAUGUUGAAGAUGAUGGCGAUUUUGGUGUUUCAGACGCUGUUAGCAUCGAAAGUAGUACCAUCUGUUAUGAAAUGGGUGAAUAAUGAAAAUCCAGAAGGGAAACCUAUGAAAGGAUCACAUUUAGUUGUGGCAUUAGCAUUUAUAAUCUUAAUAUGUAGUAUGUCACCAGUUGUUGGUUAUAGCAAAGUUUUGAGUGCAUUUUUGGUUGGUUUGUUUAUGCCAAGAGAAGGAAGAAUAUCAAAAAUGAUGAUUGGGAAAGUGAAUUAUAUUUUUAGGACAAUUUUUUAUCCAUUGUUUUUCUUUUGGGUUGGAACUGAGGCUAAACUUUCUGAAUUUGAGGCUGGUAAAAUUGCUUCAUGGGGUAAAAUUAUUAUUCCAUUUAUAAUUGCAACAAGUGGUAAAGUUGUUGGUUCUGUUGUUUCUGGAUUGAUGCUUGGAUUUCACUGGCCUGAAUCAGUUGCUACUGGAUUGUUACUCAAUAUCAAGGGUCAUUUUCAAGUCUACUUGGCUAUUAAUGCAUAUCGGGUAUGUCUCGCUCAUCCUAGAAUAAGUAUAAACACUCAAACUUGGCCUCAGCAGAUGAAUGUCAUAAGUAUGUCAACAAGUAUCGCGUUGGUGUUUGUAACGUUUCUAACCAUAAUAUACACCCCGGUAGUCGUGGCAAAAAUUAUUGAACGUGCAAGGAGACGUUCACCAACACAGAAAAUGGCAUUACAAUGUGUCAAUCCGGUGAAUGAGCUUCGAAUAUUGCUCUGCAUUCGCAGUCCUCAAGAUGUUUACUCAGCAAUAAACUUCAUGGAAAUUUCGCGAGGGCCAGUAAAUCCAGGGAUAAUGGUCUACUUAACUGAUAUGAUCGAUUUAACAGAUAAAAUUGCAGCAACAUUGAUAACUCAAGGUGAGGGGAUUGAUGCUGUAACUGUGACUGACCCUACGGUAGUUGAAAUGAGAGAGAAAAUCACUCAAGAUGUCAACGCUUAUUUAAACGAGAACUGUCAAGGUGUUAGCUUACGACGAAUGAUGGCACUUUCUACCAUCAAUAACAUGCAUCAAGACAUAAGUAUCCUUGCUGAGGACCUGAUGGUACAUCUUGUUAUACUUCCUUUUCAUAAGAAUCAAGAGGAAGAUGGACGACUUCAGGUCGGUCAUACAGGCUUUCGUCAUAUCAAUCGUAAGGUUCUUCGAAAUGCACCUUGUUCGGUAGGGAUACUAGUAGACAGAGGACUUGGUAAAACAGUGAUCGCGAGAUCAUCCAUUUCCCUCAAUGCAGCAGUGAUAUUCAUCGGUGGAAAGGAUGACAGAGAAGCACUUGUGUAUGCAGGACGUGUAGCACGACAUCCUGGAGUAAAGUUAACUGUAAUUAGAUUCUUGUUAGAAGCCGCGGGAGAUAGUGUAUCAUCAAGAAUUAGUAAAGCAAAAGUUAAUACUAGUGAACAUUUAGAAGAAAUGAAGAUAGAUGAUGAGUGUUUUGCUGAGUUUUACGACAAACAUGUUGCUGGUGGACGCGUUGCUUACAUUGAGAAAUAUCUCAUAAAUUCUGGACAGACAUUUUCGACGUUAAGGUCGUUAGAAGGGCAAUAUGGUUUGUUUAUUGUGGGACGGGGAGGGCGGGUUAAUUCAGUGUUAACAGUAGGGAUGAGUGAUUGGGAAGAAUGUCCUGAGUUAGGUCCUAUUGGUGAUAUUCUUUCAGCUUCUGAUUUCUCAGUAACUGCAUCUGUUUUGAUCAUUCAACAACAUAGUCUUAAAGGAGAAUUAGAUGGACUUCAUGAUGAAUUCUCAAUCAUGUAA
Solanum verrucosum is the source of this 2361-nucleotide messenger RNA. RefSeq names its product cation/H(+) antiporter 28. Gene Ontology annotation, molecular function: antiporter activity. Gene Ontology annotation, cellular component: endomembrane system; membrane. Gene Ontology annotation, biological process: proton transmembrane transport; regulation of pH. NCBI's taxonomy places the organism in Eukaryota, Viridiplantae, Streptophyta, Magnoliopsida, Solanales, Solanaceae. The transcript is spliced from 4 exons. The coding region runs from base 1 to 2361 and encodes 786 amino acids. The record is from RefSeq and is a predicted model, not a curated record.